Notolabrus celidotus (New Zealand spotty) is the source of this 3030-nucleotide messenger RNA. Its product is annotated as rho-related GTP-binding protein RhoB-like. The record is from RefSeq and is a predicted model, not a curated record. NCBI's taxonomy places the organism in Eukaryota, Metazoa, Chordata, Actinopteri, Labriformes, Labridae. Bases 196 to 786 code for a protein of 196 amino acids. The transcript has a single exon. Gene Ontology annotation, molecular function: GTPase activity; GTP binding. Gene Ontology annotation, biological process: small GTPase-mediated signal transduction.
AACCACCCUUUGCUUUAUAAAGAGAUCGCAGUGGUUACCAGUAAAGGCUCUAGAGUUGGAAGAAGAGGUGGAUUUACGGAACAACUCCGUCGAGUUGUGUUUAGAAUAUGAAAUCAGUUUGACUGAGUAUAAAGGGAGCAUUUUGUCUUUUUGGAUACCACAUCUGAGCGAGCGCUAGAGCAGGAAAAGGCAGAAAUGGCAGACAUACGCAAGAAACUAGUCGUGGUGGGGGACGGCGCAUGUGGGAAAACAUGUCUACUGAUUGUGUUCAGCAAAGACGAGUUCCCAGAGGUUUAUGUUCCCACUGUAUUUGAGACGUAUGUGGCGGACAUAGAAGUGGACAACAAGCAAGUCCAGCUGGCUUUAUGGGACACAGCUGGACAGGAGGACUACGACCGGCUGCGCCCUCUUUCCUACCCGGACACCGAUGUCAUUCUGAUGUGUUUCUCCGUGGACAGCCCGGAUUCGUUAGAAAACAUCCCUGAAAAGUGGGUUCCUGAAGUUAAACAUUUUUGUCCUAAAGUGCCAAUUAUAUUAGUUGCCAACAAGAAAGAUCUGCGCAACGACGAGAACGUAAAGAACGAGCUGUCCCGGCUGAAGCUGGAGCCAGUAAAGGCAGAGGAUGGUCGGGCCAUGGCCAUGCGCAUUGGCGCAUAUGACUAUUUGGAGUGCUCUGCCAAAACGAAGGAGGGGAUCUGGGAGGUAUUCGAGACUGCAACAAGGGCAGCAUUACAAAAACAAACAACACCAUCCCAAACGUGUCUCAAGUGCUGUGUUUUAAUGUGAAUCGACGCUGUCUGGAGAGCCGUGACGCACAGACGAGACGUUUACGCCGCUGGGAGCUGUGUCUAAACAUGUAUGGGCUGUGACCAUGGCGUGGAUACUCCUUUGUAAUAAGACGGCCCAGGUCGAAAAUGUACCACUGACUGCAGACUAACUGCUUUGAGCACACUUAAUCACUCCAUGACUUGAUAUCUGGGUGUAUGUGUGAAAUGCACUGGUUACAGCAUGUUCUUUGUGGGUCACAUGGUGCCAGUCUGACAGGUGGAGGGGUAAAAAGGACAAAGGCUGCAUUUCAGUGGGAGCCUUAUUUACCCACUCACAGCAUGGACACAGCUUUUGUAAAAACAUGCUUUCAAGCAAUGAUUUAAAAUACUCACUUUUUGUGUUUCAAAUUGUUUGCAGAGGCCACCGCCUCACUGCCAAGGUUAUACUUUGUGAUAAGGAAAGCAGUUAAAGGAAUUGCACUCGUUAUUUAUGUCCACUUUGUAUUGCUCAAUGGUUAUGAUUGGGAAACUGCACAACACCCGGGCACUACAGUUAAUCGCAGAAAGUAUUAUGCCAUUUUGAAAAAAAAUCGUCUUGAAUUAUUAAAUUGUUUUGUUUGUUUGAACCACAGUCAAAAAGUGACUUCACAGUUGUAGUGUAUUCUUUGAAUGGAGCAGGACACAUGUCUUAGAGGUGUUACAUGUGGUCAGUCUUGUAAAGGGCUUAUCAUAUUGUCCUGUGCCUGUGUUUUGCAAGUAUUCAGGUUGGUGUUUUAUUACAGCUAAGUGCACAAACAGAAAUAUCUCUUUCAUUUAUAAAGCAUGCUUCUACCCAAAAAUGUUAUGCUUUCCUCUGGCUGUUGUGGGAGGAAAUAAAUGCUUCUUUGCCAUACAACAAUGACAGAAAAGUUAUUUUAAGUAGCCUGUAAAUAGUGCAGCCUGUAGGGGAGAGGGGAAUUAUUUUUUAAUUUUCCUACAGCUCACCUGAACAAAAUAAUUUCAAGCACAUGUAUCCCACCAAUCCUCUGCAAUCCAGAAAUUGUUGACAUUUUUUAACUGUUUUUUUUUUUUCAUUUCUAUAACAUGGUUCACAUUUUUCAUGGAGAAGUUGAGCAUGUGAGAGGGUCAAGCAUGUGAGUGUUUUUGCUCAGUGAAACACAUUUUCUUAGAGUGUCAUGAAAAAGAAGAGUGAGGUAUUGAGAGAGCUGUAUGAGCAGUAGCACACUGGUAUAUGGGAUAAAGCCAUCUGAUGGCAGGUUAAAAUUGAAAUGGAAACGUGUCAUAUGUUUCUAAAACCCUAAUUUUAUUUCAAUACAAAGCUAGACAAUGCUUUGAAUGAAACACGCGACAAAAAAUUAAAUGUAACGUGAUGGUUUUCUGAAGCUGUAAAAAGUUUGUUGACUGUACUAAAACUGAUUUGUGAUUGGUCAAACGACACAAAAAGUACGCGUUGUCUUCCAUAAUGACUGUGAAUGUACCUCAAAAUUUGUCAAAAGCAUUGUUAAAGCUUUGAAGUUUAAAAUGGCAAUCAAUGUAUUUGAGCUUAUUUUUCAUACUUGUGUACUAAAUUCAGCCCAUGUUUGAUCUCUUUCUCCACUAAAGUGUUGUCUUCAUGGCCUCACACUCGUGGUGGGAAUGGUUGCGUUAGUGACAGCUUUGAACAUCGAUUAAAGAGACUGUUGCUACACUGGGAAUACAGGAUUCAACCUGAGUGGAUUCACUAUGCAAGUUUAUUUCCCAGUGGUUAUUGGAAAAUGAAAAUCACUGUUAACAUACGAUUUUCAUUUGGUCCACCUUGCAACCAGGUUUAAAGAGUAUACUUAUAAAUCCAGCUAGAGUUACAACUGUGUAAAAGUCACAUUCCUCCCUGCCUGCUGUUGCUGGGUUUUUUUGCUGACUUACAGGACAGGAAUGCAUUGUGCUGGACUGGUUAAUUUUCCCACACUGGCCCCCUUAUGUGCCUCUGAUUUGCAAUGGUCUAUGCUAUUUUUCUGUGAUCAGACAACACAGUUUUCAUCCUUUACUUUAUUUAAAAAAAAGAAACAACUGUGGAGUUGCAGAGAAGAAAAAGCUGACAAUGUGCCAAAAUGUAUUUGGUUGUUUAUCAAGUAAUGACCACCUUUCUGUAAUGUCAUAAUCUGAAGGUUGAUGGGUCAACUUGGAACAAUGGGAAUAUUUGUGAGAAAAACACACCACAGAAUGUAAGGGAACAAGCGGUACUGUUUUGGGAAAGUCAAUAAAAGAAUCAGUGUGUGUCACCAUC